Ceratotherium simum simum (southern white rhinoceros) is the source of this 3932-nucleotide messenger RNA. It is a transcript of the gene STXBP6, whose product is annotated as syntaxin binding protein 6. Gene Ontology annotation, cellular component: plasma membrane; exocyst. NCBI's taxonomy places the organism in Eukaryota, Metazoa, Chordata, Mammalia, Perissodactyla, Rhinocerotidae. Gene Ontology annotation, biological process: exocytosis; Golgi to plasma membrane transport; regulation of SNARE complex assembly. The record is from RefSeq and is a predicted model, not a curated record. Gene Ontology annotation, molecular function: phosphatidylinositol-4,5-bisphosphate binding.
GGCCGCGGGGGCAGGUUUGCUUCGCGGGCGCUCGCACUCGGCGGCGGGCGGGCGCGCGGCUGCAGCAGGAGCUCCAGCGCCCGGAGUUGGAGUUGCCGGGAGUUUCCCCCAGCCCCUCCCUCUUCGCGCGCGGCAGCGGGAGCGCGAGCGGCGGCGAGCCAGUGCCCGGGCCAGCCGAGCCUUGUCCGGAGCCCGGAGCCCCGCGCGGGGCAGCCCCCGCGCAGGAGCCUCGCCGGCUGGGACGCGUGCCUCGCACUGGCACUGCAGGGGCACGAGCCAGGCUGCACGAAAACUCACUGCGUGCCCUCCUCGCUUGUUCUACAAUGAGUGCCAAAUCUGCCAUCAGCAAGGAGAUUUUUGCACCUCUUGAUGAAAGGAUGCUGGGAGCUGUCCAAGUCAAGAGGAGGACAAAGAAAAAGAUUCCUUUCUUGGCAACUGGGGGUCAAGGCGAAUACUUAACUUAUAUCUGCCUGUCAGUGACAAACAAGAAACCCACACAGGCGUCCAUCACGAAGGUCAAACAGUUUGAAGGCUCCACGUCGUUCGUGCGGAGAUCACAGUGGAUGCUGGAGCAGCUUCGCCAGGUUAAUGGCAUCGACCCUAAUCGAGAUUCUGCAGAGUUUGAUUUGUUGUUUGAAAAUGCUUUUGACCAGUGGGUAGCCAGCACAGCCUCAGAAAAAUGCACCUUCUUCCAGAUACUCCACCACACCUGCCAGAGGUACCUCACGGACAGGAAGCCAGAAUUCAUUAACUGCCAAUCCAAAAUCAUGGGAGGAAACAGCAUCCUCCAUUCAGCGGCCGAUAGUGUGACCAGUGCCGUACAGAAGGCAAGCCAGGCCUUGAAUGAGCGUGGAGAGCGGUUAGGCCGAGCAGAGGAGAAGACGGAAGACAUGAAGAACAGCGCCCAGCAGUUUGCGGAAACUGCACACAAGCUUGCCAUGAAGCACAAAUGUUGAGAAACUGCCUCUCCUGGUGACCCUCUUAAGAGAAAUGGAAGAGCUUGUUCAGCGGUUUUUACAAGAAUUCCGGACCUCCACUUGCUUCUUUUUUUCCAAUAUAUGGACAUUUAGGUUUUUUUUUGUUUUUCCUUUAUGGAUGUUAAGAUGAAAGAGAAGAUGUGUUUAUACAUUUCCCUAAUGAUCUUGCUAAGACAUGCCGCAUAGCAUCAGCUUCAUUUUUUUCCACUCUGUGUAUGUGUGUGUUUGUGUUUUCCCUUUUUUGGACCAAAUGAUAUACUGAGCUGAGUCUAAACUACAACAUGUAUUUUGUUCCCUGAUAUUAAGCAGGAAGACAUUUUAAUAUGGUGAUAUCAGAUGUUAUUGUUCCUGGAUGGAAAUAAAAGUCAAGCAGUGAUUGGCUUCUCCGUCUCCUAGCUACUCUUAAUUUGAAGGUUAAGAUCCUCUAUCCUGAGACAUAAGUCUGUAUUAUGGAAAACAAUUGGAUUUAUCAGGGGAAACAGCCAUCUUAGAUUUUGCUUUUUAUUUAGUAAUCUUUUGCAUGAGCCAUCACCAGCAUUCAAAAGAACAAAUCAGAAUCACAGAUAGAAAUCUACUUUCUGAGCUACAGUUUAAAUACUUCCUGCUCCUUGCUUCCAGGCUGAUUAUUUGGAAUUAUCAUAUGAAGGAUAAAAAUUUGAGAUUAAAGACCUAAAGAGAAGCCUAUUUAAAAGCCUCAAUGCAUUCGUGGAUGUUUCUUUCUUUUGUUGUGGCAAAUUAUGUAGCUGGAUUGAAAAGAGCUUGGAUUUUAAUCAAUAAUUGAUUUGUCCAGAUAAAGGUCUGUGUAAAUGAUAACACGAAAAGAUACUACAUUUAAAACCUUUUUUCUUUUCUUUUUACAAAGUCAUGCUGUUUUAGAGACACUCUCACAGUGUCCCUCAGAAAUGGCCUUCAGUUUCUUGGUAUCUGAUUUUUGGAGGUUUUGAUGUUAUUGCUGUCUAUUUAUUUAAUGUAAUUUAAAGUGUGAGUUUCUUGACAAAUUGCAUUUCAUGGCAAUUGCAUUUUGCCAAGUCUGACAUGAGACAGCACAGUCAUGAAUCCUUGACAUUGCAGUCAGAUUGAAUCAAGUUGGUUCACAUACCUCCUGAUUUUGUAUUACUCAAGAGAGUACUGGCUUUAGAGUCGGGGAGAUUUGUUUCUCAGAGGGGUAAAAUGCUAAACAUAGAAGCUGUGCUUUGUCAUCAUGACACAAGGAGGCAAGCCGCACAUCCCAGACACCUCCUCAGCCCCACGCUGCAGUGCAUUGAUUUCUAAGCUGCCUGAAUCUUCAGGACCCCUUUCUGUUCCUCCCUAUCCAUUGAGCUGACCGAGUCCUCGUGUAUUGUAGCCUCCUACACAGCAGCAUAAGAUGACUAUUGGAUUAUUUAUGCUGAUUUAAAUAGCUUAAGUUCUCCUGAUGAAACAUUCCCAGGGAGGUAGAAAGUUGGGCUAUUGGAAAAAAAAAUUGUCGUAGGCAACAUGUGUCAAAGGGAUGGGAUUUGCUGGAGACAAAUUUCUGAAUCCUCUUAGGUAGAUGAUCCACUUCAAGAAAACUCUCUGUAAAACUUAUAUGGUAAACUAUAUAAGUUUACUAUAAUAUUUUGUACUUUUGGUUUUUAAAAAGUUUAAAGAAGCAAAGAACUUGCUAUCCAGUGAGUACCAUUAGAAGCAUUUAUAAUUUCUAAGAAAAGCCCAAUAUAUCACUCCAAAUAAGUUUUGUUUGCAGCCCUCGGUUCAUAAAACACACACACAUACAGAGAUAUUCAUCUUCCCAAAUUGGAUUCUAGCUUCAGAGAUAGGUAAUUGGUAUAAAUAAUUGAAAAGGUCAAUCGAAGAGCCCCUGACAAUUGGCCAAACUCGAAAAUAAAACUUGUUGCCAACUAUCUAACAAGUGUUUGCAAAGCUGCUUCUAAAGUAGCAGAGGAUGAGGUCAUAGCAUGCUGUGAAAUUGGAGAUUCCUCCUCCCUGGUGGAAUUGUGAUAGUUAUGCUUCAUAAAUGUAAGUAUUCCACAUCUUAGUCUCUUUCCUCAGUCUCGGUUUAUCUUUUCAGCCUUAAGUCUCAUUGGAAAUAGCCUGGAUUAGAAAAAUGCCUAUCUGAAUCUUUAUUAGCUUCUUCUGUUGAUUUGCUUCCAGGCCGUGGUCAUGCCCUUGACCUCCCUGUGUCAAAGUCCUGCCUAGGCCUCCACCCUACAGAGAGGCUAUAACAGCAAUCCCUGUCCCUCUACCUCCUGACCUCUUGCAGAGGAGCCUGUGAUGACACACGUGAAGUUCUUUGCUAUCCUUUUGUAGAAGGUGCUGCAGUACAAAAGAUUAUACAAUGUAACCUAGAGAAAAUUGCUAAAAUGACUCACAUUAUUGGGACCAAUUCAUUUGGGACCAAUUCAAUGGCUUGCUAGAAAACAGUCUCUGUUUCAUUUCUGGAGUUUUUGGGGUACUGUAUUUCUGUGAAGGACUUCUUGAAUUGAUGACGCAUAAAGAAAAGCAACUUCCCAGUGUUUCCACUUCUUCCUGGAACAUAGCUGUAGUAUUCUUCACUAGUAUUAUUAGAUAUCUGUGUACAAGAAGUAUACAGUUAUUCAGGUUAAUGUUUCAUAUUAAUGUAUUUGUAAAAUCUAACAAGAUCAGUAGUUAACCUUUUUUAAGCUCUGAAAAGAUAAAGAUGAUGUGUUAGACUUAAAAUUAUAGUGAAAUCUGUCUUAAUACUACUUUUGUGGCUAGCAAAAGUUGUGCAUUUAUGUAAAAAUAUUUACAGAAUGCCCUAAAUAAGAGAUAGGUUUCGCUUUUAAUUUUUAGAAUUGUGACACUGCUGAUAUCUGUUGUACAGUUAUCAAUUCUUUGGAAGUUCUCUAAAAUGUCAAAGAUAAUUUUCGUUUCUUUCAGAGACAAGUAAUACCCGCUCUAUGAUUCGCUAUUACAGCAAACUCUAAUUUUGUCAUUAAAUAUUUUAACUCUGUGAUG